AUGCAGUCUCCACAACAUCUGCUGUCCAGGCAGAGGAAGAGGUCCAAGGCUCUGUGGUGUUGCCUUAUAGCGGUCAUAUUGGCAAUUCUGAUCCUGAUAAUCGUGCCAACAGCUGUGGUGUUGUCCAGGAAAAAUCGCAAGUAUCCAGAUGGACUUCCUGCCAAGGUGUUGCUUCCUCUGUACGAGUUUCCGGAGGACAGUGCCUGGGAUCCUCUGUACUCAGCCAUCGAAUCGAACUCCAACCUGGACUUCAUUGUGAUUAUCAAUCCAGAUAGCGGUCCUGGCGGAAUGAGCACAGCGCCUGGCGCCGAGUUCUCUCCAGGAAUACAGAAGCUCAAUAAUUACUCAAAUGUGCAGACAGUAGGCUAUGUCCGUACGGGCUAUGGCACUCGACCCGUGAUGGAAAUUGUGCAGGACAUCGAAACGUACGCUCAGUGGGCCGAUGUCCAUUCGAGUCUGGCGAUGCACGGCAUCUUUUUCGAUGAGGCAGCGUAUGAGUAUUCGCCAGAAAAUGUCGAGCAUCUGUACAUCAUCAAUCAGUUUGCCAAGAAUUCGACAGGCAUUCGCGAACCUCGCACGGUCAUCCAUAAUCCGGGCAUCUUGCCUGAUGCGCGCCUAAACACCAACAACACCGAUAUCACCGUGACCUUUGAGCAGUCGCUGAAGGAGUUCCACAAGAUGGACGCGUCACUGCAGGAAUCGCCUUUCAACCGGACUUCCAGCGCGUUUAUCGUGCACUCGGCAGGCCCCGCGGAUCUCAAGCAGUUCGUACCAGAGCUGAGCUACCAUGCUGGUUAUUUGUUCGUGACGAGCAACAAGAAAAAUUAUUAUAGCAGCUUCGGGAAGAAUUGGCAGAAGUUUGUUGAUGCAGUGCCCACAAACGCAAGCGCAGCCACGCGGUAGGAGGCUGAUGCCGAUCGUGGAUGUUAGUGGCUCCCAGUGGCUGGAAAUAGCCUUAGCUACUUCCUCCUCCUCGAACUUAGACAAUAACAACAACAAUCUUCCACGGCA
This is a messenger RNA of Cercospora beticola, 1011 nucleotides long. RefSeq names its product spherulation-specific family 4 protein. The record is from RefSeq and is a predicted model, not a curated record. Lineage: Eukaryota; Fungi; Ascomycota; Dothideomycetes; Mycosphaerellales; Mycosphaerellaceae.